Hemibagrus wyckioides is the source of this 4952-nucleotide messenger RNA. Its product is annotated as NACHT, LRR and PYD domains-containing protein 3-like. NCBI's taxonomy places the organism in Eukaryota, Metazoa, Chordata, Actinopteri, Siluriformes, Bagridae. The transcript is spliced from 21 exons. Gene Ontology annotation, molecular function: protein binding. The coding region runs from base 192 to 4937 and encodes 1581 amino acids. The record is from RefSeq and is a predicted model, not a curated record.
AGAGAGAGAGAGAGAGAGUCUCCUCCAUGUUGUAGGUGAAACUCCUCCUUUUUUCCUCUUCAUAUCAGUUGGAAGUGAAAGUGAAAGUCAGCAGGUUGUUUUAGUGAAGAGUAAAAACAGGAAGUUCUUUGUGGAAUAAAAUCACAGAUCCAGUUAUGUUUAUAAUAUAAAACAUUUGACUUUUUGUUAUAAUGUCUCGGGAGUGUGAGAAACUCCAGACCUCUGAAAUGAGUCUACAAGAGGAGAAGCACAAGAGUGGUUUUGAGAAAAGGCCAGACUUCCCUGUGUCCAGCUGUGUGUCUCUCAAGAGUGACCAUUCAAUGGGAAUCCCUCUCAACUUUACAGGUGGAACAUCCUCUAUGGAAAGUGGAUCCGACAAAAGGCCAGACUCCCCUGUGUCCAGCUGUGUGUCUCUCAAGAGCGACAAAUCAAUGGGAAACCCUAUCAACUUUACAGCUGGAACAUCCUCUAUGGAAAGAACCCAAAAAGAGAAUUCAAAAAUCAACUGCAUAAAUCGGAUGGAGUCCAUAUUCAAGGAACUGGAGCACAAAGUCAUCACACUGUUGAAGAAUGAGCUGAACAGGUUCAAGAAGGUACUUAGUGCUGAUUAUCCAGCAUGCUCUGAGAGUGGGAAAAAAGAGGCAGAGGAAGACUAUCUGCACUGUGUUAGAGAGGGUGUGCUGAAGAUCACACUUCACAUCCUGAAGAACAUGAAGCAGAAAGAUCUCGCUCACACACUGCAGAUCAAGAUGGCCUCUGUGUAUCAGCAUAAUCUCAAAUCUGGACUUCUAAAUAAAUGUAAAAGAAUUAAUGAAGGAAUCUCACAGCAUGGGACAUCAACACUUCUGAAUCAGAUCUACACAGAGCUCUACAUCACAGAGAGUUGGAGUGGAGACAUCAAUAAUGAACAUGAAGUGAGACAGAUUGAGACAGCGUCCAGGAGACCAGCAACAGAGGAGACACCCAUCAAAUGUAAUGAGCUCUUUAAACACAAGUCCAUCAAAACUGUGCUGACUAAAGGAGUAGCUGGAAUUGGAAAAACAGUCUCUGUGCAGAAGUUCAUUCUGGACUGGGCUGAAGGGAAAGCAAAUCAGAACAUCCUCUUCCUGUUUCCACUUCCCUUUAGAGAACUGAAUUUGGUGAAACAGGAAACCUUCAGUCUGAUGAGCCUUAUUUAUCAGUUUUUCCCAGGAAUGAAGGACCUGGAAGUAAUAGACAGCAAUUUCUACAAAGUCCUGUUCAUCUUUGAUGGUCUGGAUGAGUGUCGACUUCCUCUAAAUUUCCAGAACAAUGAGAUGUUGAGUGAUGUGACAGAGUCAGUCUCACUGGAUGUUCUGCUAACAAACCUCAUCAAGGGGAAUCUGCUUCCCUCUGCUCUCCUCUGGAUAACCACUCGACCAGGAGCAGCCAAUCAGAUCCCUCCUGAGUGUGUAGACCAAGUAACAGAGGUACGAGGGUUCAAUGAUCCUCAGAAAGAGGAGUACUUCAGGAAUAGGCUCAGUGAUGAGAUCCUGGCCAAUAAAAUCAUCACACACAUGAAGUCUUCAAGAAGCCUCUACAUCAUGUGCCACAUCCCAGUCUUCUGCUGGAUCUCAGCCACUGUUCUAGAGAGAAUGUUGGGUGAAGCAGAGAGUGGAGAGAUCCCCAAGACUCUGACUCAAAUGUUCACACACUUCCUGAUCUUUCAGAUCAAACACAAGGAGCAAAAGUACAGUCAGAAAUAUGACCCUGAUCCACAGAAGACCAGAGAGAGUAUCCUGGCUUUGGGAAAACUGGCUUUCCAACAGCUGGAUAAAGGAAACCUGAUGUUCUAUGAGGAAGACCUGAGAGAGUGUGGCAUUGAUGUUGGAGAAGUGGCAGUGUACUCAGGAGUGUGUACCCAAAUCUUCAGAGCAGAGUCUGGACUCCACCUGGGGAAGAUGUUCAGCUUUGUACAUCUGAGUGUUCAGGAGUUUUUGGCUGCAUUAUAUGCGUUUCUCUGCUUCAUUGACAAAAAACAAACAAAAGAACAAACCACUGAUCUGUCUGGUCUUUUCAACACAUCAGAAAUGUUGGACUUCCUCAAGGGUGUAGUGGACCAGGCCUUACAGAGUGACAAUGGACACUUGGAUCUUUUCCUCCGUUUUCUUCUGGGCCUCUCAGUGGAGUCUAAUCAGAAGCUCAUUCGAGGUCUACUGACACACACAGGAAGCAGCUCUGACUGCCGAAAGAACAUAGUUAAAUACAUCAAGUUAAAGUUUGAACAAAAUCCAUCUCCAGAGAGAUUAAUCAAUCUGUUCUACUGUCUGAACGAGUUAAAUGAUGAUUCACUGGUGAAAGAGAUCCAAAGCUACAUGAACUCAGGUCGUCUCUCUGAAGCUGAACUCUCACCUGCUCAGUGGUCUGCUCUGGUCUUUGUGUUGCUGACCUCAGAGGAGAAUCUGGAAGUGUUUGACCUACAGAAGUUUAUAAGAUCAGAUGAAUGCUUUAAGAGACUGUUACCAGUCGUCCAGCAAGCUACAACAGUUCUACUCAGUGAGUGUAACCUGACAGAGAGAAGCUGCUCGAUUUUACAUACAGUUCUCAGCUCAGAAUCCUCCAAGCUGACUGAGGUGGAUCUGAGCAGUAAUCCUCUGGAGGACUCAGGAGUGAAGCUGCUUUGUGCUGGACUGAAGAGUCCAAACUGUAAACUGGAGAAACUCAGACUUUCAGACUGCAGUAUAACAGAGGAAGGAUACACUGCUCUGGCUGAAGCUCUGAAAUCAUCUCACCUGAUAGAGCUGGAUCUCAGAGGGAACGACCCUGGAGCAUCAGGAGUGAAGCUGCUCACUGAUUUACUACAGGAUCCAGACUGUACACUGAACACACUGAGGUUGUUGAAAAGUUCUGCUGCACAGGAAGGCUGUGAUUUACUUUCUAGAGUUCUGGGAGUGAACCCCUUACUGCAGAGAGAACUCAAUGUGAGUGAGAAAAUAUCUGGAGACUCCCAGGUGAAGCAGCUCUCUGCUCUACUGGAGGAUUCACACUGCAGACCAGAGAUACUCAAGGUAAAUAACAGCAGGAUGACAAAUGAAGGUUGUGCUGCUCUGGCAUCAGCUCUGGGUUUAAACCCCUCACACCUGAGAGAACUGGAGCUGAGUGGGAAUAAACUGGGAGGAUCAGGAAUGAAGGAGCUCUGUGGUGUGCUGAAGAAUCAACAAUUCAAACUGCUGAAACUGGGGUUGUGUAAUUGCAGUCUCACUGAAGAUGACUGUACUGCUGUUGUAUCAGCUCUGAGAACAAACCCCUCACACCUCAAGGAGCUGGACCUGAGUCACAAUACAAUUGGAGACACAGGAAUGAAGCAGAUUUCUGAUCUACUGCAGAACUCAAACUGCACUCUGGAGAAACUGAAACUAAAUAACUGUAGUCUCACACAAACACAAUGUGGUGAUCUGGCUAAAGCUCUGGAAUCAAACUCCUCAUCAUCUCUGAAAGAGCUGGAUCUCAGAGGAAACUACAGGGUGUCAGACUGGAACAUUUUUAGAUAUUUUCUAGGGAAUCUAAACUCUAGAUUAAUUUUGAGGUUGUUGAAAAGUUCUGCUGCACAGGAAGGCUGUGAUUUACUUUCUAGAGUUCUGGGAGUGAACCCCUUACUACAGAGAGAACUCAAUGUGAGUGAGAAAAUAUCUGGAGACUCCCAGGUGAAGCAGCUCUCUGCUCUACUGGAGGAUUCACACUGCAGACCAGAGAUACUCAAGGUAAAUAACAGCAGGAUGACAAAUGAAGGUUGUGCUGCUCUGGCAUCAGCUCUGGGUUUAAACCCCUCACACCUGAGAGAACUGGAGCUGAGUGGGAAUAAACUGGGAGGAUCAGGAAUGAAGGAGCUCUGUGGUGUGCUGAAGAAUCAACAAUUCAAACUGCUGAAACUGGGGUUGUGUAAUUGCAGUCUCACUGAAGAUGACUGUACUGCUGUUGUAUCAGCUCUGAGAACAAACCCCUCACACCUCAAGGAGCUGGACCUGAGUCACAAUACAAUUGGAGACACAGGAAUGAAGCAGAUUUCUGAUCUACUGCAGAACUCAAACUGCACUCUGGAGAAACUGAAACUAAAUAACUGUAGUCUCACACAAACACAAUGUGGUGAUCUGGCUAAAGCUCUGGAAUCAAACUCCUCAUCAUCUCUGAAAGAGCUGGAUCUCAGAGGAAACUACAGGGUGUCAGACUGGAACAUUUUUAGAUAUUUUCUAGGGAAUCUAAACUCUAGAUUAAUUUUGAGAAUUUUGAGUCCUGAAGCAGAAGAGGCCUGUGAUUAUCUGACUAAAGUUCUGGGUACAAACCCCUUACUGCAGAGAGAACUGGAUCUGAGUGGGAAAAUAUCUGGAGACUCAGGAGUGAAGCAGCUCUCUGUUCUACUGAAGGAUCCACAGUGUAGACCUCAGAGACUCAGGCUGAAUAAGAGCAGUAUUACACACAGAGGCUGUACUGAUCUGAUAUCAGCUCUUACUUCAAACCCUUCACACCUGACAGAACUGGACCUGAGUGAGAACACACUGGGAAAUUCAGUAAUGGAUAAGAUCUCUACUCUACUAAAGAAUUCAUCCUGUAAACUCCAGAAGCUUGUACUUUCAGACUGUAAUAUAACAGAGGAAGGAUACACUGCUCUGAUUAAAGCUCUGAAGUCGAACCACUCAUCACUCCUGAUAGAGCUGGACCUCAGAGGGAACGACCCUGGAGCAUCUGGACUGAAGGAGCUUAGGAAUAUUAUGAAUGAUAAAAAAUGUAAACUGAAGACACUGAGGGUGUUGAAAAGUCCUGAUGCACAGAAAGCUUCUGAUCAUCUGACUGAAGUUCUGGGUAUAAACCCGAUACUGCAGACGGAUCUGAAUCUGAGUGGGAAAAUACAAGGAGACUCAGGAGUAGAGCAGCUCUCUGUUUUACUGAAGGAUCCACACUGCAGACCUGAAACACUUCAGUAAGAAACUAAGUUCUUU